UUCCCACCGCUGGAGAUGGAGGCAAACCCGCCGGGGGGCGGCGCCGGGGGCGGCGGGAGCAGCGGCCUGGGGGGUGAGGACGGGGUCCACUUCCAGAGCUACCCCUUCGACUUCCUGGAAUUCCUCAACCACCAGCGUUUCGAGCCCAUGGAACUGUAUGGGGAGCACGCCAAGGCGGUGGCGGCGCUGCCCUGCACCCCGGGACCCCCGCCGCAGCCGCCGCCGCAGCCGCCACCCCCGCAGUAUGACUACCCGCCGCAGGCCACCUUCAAGCCCAAGGCGGAGGCGCCUUCCUCAUCUUCAUCCUCUUCCUCUUCCUCCUCGUCCUCGUCUUCCUCCUCCUCCUCCUCCUCUUCCCAAGCCAAGAAGCCCGACCCUCCGCUGCCGCCCGCCUUCGGGGCGCCCCCGCCCCCGCUCUUCGACGCUGCCUUCCCUGCCCCGCAGUGGGGCAUCGUGGACCUGUCGGGGCACCAGCACCUGUUUGGGAACCUGAAGCGUGGCGGGCCGACUUCGGGGCCAGGGGUGACUCCGGGGCUGGGCGCACCCACGGGGGUCCCAGGACCCCUGCCUGCCCCGACGCAGACGCCGCAGACCCCCGCGGCUGCGGGGGCGGCCUGUGACCCCUCCAAGGACGACAAGGGCUACUUCCGGAGGCUGAAGUACCUGAUGGAGCGGCGCUUCCCGUGCGGCGUGUGCCAGAAGUCCUUCAAGCAGUCCUCGCACCUGGUGCAGCACAUGCUGGUGCACUCGGGGGAGCGGCCCUACGAGUGCGGCGUCUGCGGCCGCACCUACAACCACGUGUCCAGCCUCAUCCGCCACCGCCGCUGCCACAAGGACGCGCCCCCCGCCGCGGGGGCCCCGCCGCAGCCUGGCCUGCCGCUGCCCCCGCCGCCGCUGGGCCUGCCCGCCGCGCCCCCCGCCCCGGCCGCCGCGCCCCCAGUCUCCUCCGCUCCCCCAGCCACGCCCGCCGCACCCGCCGUCUCCGCCGAUGGCAAUGCGGGGCCCGUGCCCCCAGCCGCGACCCCCACCACGCCCGGGGGCGGCGAGGGCCCGUUCGCCUGCCCGCUGUGCUGGAAGGUCUUCAAGAAGCCCAGCCACCUGCACCAGCACCAGAUCAUCCACACGGGGGAGAAGCCCUUCUCCUGCUCCGUGUGCAGCAAAAGCUUCAACCGGCGCGAGAGCCUCAAGCGGCACGUGAAGACGCACUCGGCCGACCUGCUGCGCCUGCCCUGCGGCAUCUGUGGCAAGGCCUUCCGCGACGCCGCCUACCUGCUCAAGCACCAGGCUGCGCACGCGGGGGCCGGGGCGCCGCGGCCCGCCUACCCCUGCGACCUGUGCGGGAAGUCCUACUCAGCGCCGCAGAGCCUGCUGCGCCACAAGGCCGCGCACGCGCCGCCGCCCGCCGCGGCCGAGGCGCCCAAGGACGGGGCGGCCUCCGCGCCGCCGCCCGCCUUCCCGCCGGGGCCUUACCUGCUGCCCUCCGACCCGCCGGCCACGGACAGCGAGAAGGCGGCGGCGGCCGCGGCGGCCGUGGUCUACGGCGCCGUGCCGGUCCCGCUGCUGGGCGCGCACCCGCUGCUGCUCGGAGGGGCGGGCCCCAGUGCCGCGGCGUCGGGGGGCGCGGGCGCCGGCGUGCCCGGGAAGACGUUCUGCUGCGGCAUCUGCGGGCGCGGCUUCGGGCGCAGGGAGACCCUGAAGCGCCACGAGCGCAUCCACACGGGCGAGAAGCCGCACCAGUGCCCGGUGUGCGGGAAGCGUUUCCGCGAGUCCUUCCACCUGAGCAAGCACCACGUGGUGCACACGCGCGAGCGGCCCUACAAGUGCGAGCUGUGCGGGAAGGUCUUCGGCUACCCGCAGAGUCUCACGCGCCACCGCCAGGUGCACCGGCUGCAGCUGCCCUGCGCUCUCGCUGGCGCUGCCGGGCUCCCCGCGGGCCAGGGCGCACCGGGCGCCUGCGGGCCUGCCGGGGCCUCGGCCGCGGGGCCCGCCGAGGGGCUCAGCUACGCCUGCUCGGACUGCGGGGAGCACUUUCCGGAUCUCUUCCACGUCAUGAGCCACAAGGAGGCCCACAUGUCGGAGAAGCCGUACGGCUGUGACGCCUGCGGGAAGACGUUUGGCUUCAUUGAGAACCUUAUGUGGCACAAGCUGGUGCACCAGGCCGCGCCCGAGCGCCUGCUGCCGCCCACUCCCAGUGGCUCGCAGCCCUCCGACGGCGCGGGCGGCCCCGACGCAGCCAGCGUGCUGGACAACGGCCUGGCGGGGGAGGUGGGGGCGGCCGUGGCUGCGCUGGCCGGGGUGUCUGGAGGCGAGGACUCGGGCGGGACGGCCGGGGCUGGGGGCGGAGGGGGCAGCGGCUCGGGCCCUGAGCGCUUCAGCUGUGCCACCUGCGGCCAGAGCUUCAAGCACUUCCUGGGCCUGGUGACGCACAAGUACGUGCACCUGGUGCGGAGGACGCUGGGCUGCGGCCUGUGCGGCCAGAGCUUCGCGGGCGCCUACGACCUGCUCCUGCACCGCCGCAGCCACCGGCAGAAGCGCGGCUUCCGCUGCCCGGUGUGCGGGAAGCGUUUCUGGGAGGCGGCGCUGCUGAUGCGCCACCAGCGCUGCCACACGGAGCAGCGGCCGUACCGGUGCGGCGUGUGCGGGCGCGGCUUCCUGCGCUCCUGGUACCUGCGGCAGCACCGCGUGGUGCACACAGGCGAGCGGGCCUUCAAGUGCGGCGUGUGCGCCAAGCGCUUCGCGCAGUCGUCCAGCCUGGCGGAGCACCGGAGGCUGCACGCCGUGGCCCGGCCCCAGCGCUGCGGCGCCUGCGGCAAGACCUUCCGCUACCGCUCCAACCUGCUGGAGCACCAGCGGCUGCACCUGGGCGAGCGCGCCUACCGCUGCGAGCACUGCGGCAAGGGCUUCUUCUACCUGAGCUCCGUGCUGCGCCACCAGCGCGCCCACGAGCCGCCGCGGCCCGAGCUGCGCUGCCCCGCCUGCCUCAAGGCCUUCAAGGACCCCGGCUACUUCCGGAAGCACCUGGCGGCCCACCAGGGCGGGCGGCCCUUCCGCUGCUCCUCCUGUGGCGAGGGCUUCGCCAACACCUACGGCCUCAAGAAGCACCGCCUGGCGCACAAGGCCGAGGGCCUGGGCGCUCCCGGGACGGGGGCGGGCACCGUGCCCGGGAAGGACGCCUGACUGCGGCUUUCCCGGGCCUCCCGGCCGAUGACCCUCAGCAGGCUGCAGGCCACCGGGCUGGCC
Molecule: messenger RNA, 3240 nt
Organism: Ochotona princeps (American pika)
Lineage: Eukaryota; Metazoa; Chordata; Mammalia; Lagomorpha; Ochotonidae
Gene: ZNF865
Product: zinc finger protein 865
Exons: 1
Coding region: 16-3177 (1053 amino acids)
Biological process (GO): regulation of transcription by RNA polymerase II
Molecular function (GO): RNA polymerase II cis-regulatory region sequence-specific DNA binding; DNA-binding transcription factor activity
Source: RefSeq, a predicted model, not a curated record